AACUUCCAGAGCUUUGACACCUCUCUGUUUUAUCUCUCUCUCUCUCAUCAUUUAUAUAUGCGCAAGGACAUCGGCUAGUAUUUCGUACCUAUCCAUCCGGAGGAGAGAGGAAAGAGAGAAUAUGAGCAGCAACGUCCAUCACACCAGCCAUAGCCAUCAUCAUCAACAGCCGGAUCUAGUACCUCCUUCUACGGUUCAUCACACUAGCCAUCAAACCCCUUUUUUCCCUCCUCCUCCUCAUCCAGGGCCUCCGCCACCGACGUUUUGGCCUGAUUCUUACCCGCCGCCGCUUCCACCUCCUCGUCACAACAUUAAUCCUCCUCCUCCUAGUUAUCAACAGUAUUUCGGCCCUUCCGUUCCUCCGCCGCCGCAAGAUAUGUAUCACCACCAUCAUAACCAAGGUUACGAUCGAGGAGGAUGCGAUUGUUGCUGUCCAUUUCUCACCACAUGCUUAUCUGCUCUUUGUUGCUGCUGUCUUCUGGAGAGGAGCUUCUAGUGCUGCGAUAAGGGAAUUUUUUUAACUUACCAAUUACAUAUGCAAAACUUAAAACCUAAAUAAGAAUGUGUAAUACUGAUUAUUUUACUGUCUCAGAUACCAGUUCUUUGGAAUACAUAUAUACAUACAUAUGACUGUUG
Impatiens glandulifera is the source of this 636-nucleotide messenger RNA. Its product is annotated as protein CYSTEINE-RICH TRANSMEMBRANE MODULE 13-like. The record is from RefSeq and is a predicted model, not a curated record. The transcript is spliced from 3 exons. Lineage: Eukaryota; Viridiplantae; Streptophyta; Magnoliopsida; Ericales; Balsaminaceae. Bases 122 to 496 code for a protein of 124 amino acids.